Messenger RNA from Aptenodytes forsteri (emperor penguin), 2262 nucleotides. RefSeq names its product CCAAT/enhancer binding protein gamma (gene CEBPG). The record is from RefSeq and is a predicted model, not a curated record. Gene Ontology annotation, molecular function: RNA polymerase II cis-regulatory region sequence-specific DNA binding; DNA-binding transcription factor activity, RNA polymerase II-specific. The transcript is spliced from 2 exons. Bases 101 to 670 code for a protein of 189 amino acids. Lineage: Eukaryota; Metazoa; Chordata; Aves; Sphenisciformes; Spheniscidae. Gene Ontology annotation, biological process: regulation of transcription by RNA polymerase II; DNA-templated transcription.
GUUAGCCUUGCCAGGGCCGUGUCCCUGCAGCAGCUGUGGUGGAGUCCUCCUUGUGCCACCAGUAGGGUCAGGAGCAGCCUGACCUCGGCAGCGGGAGAACAUGAGUCAGGUUCACCUUGCCCUUAAUCCAUGUGAAGACCUGUUGGAAACACCUUCUAGAAACAUAACAGUUUUCAGUCUCCUAAUAAAUUGUUGUGUCCAAGAAGAGCCUGUCCAAAUGAGCAAGACAUCCCAACAGAACACUGCUACAGAUGCGAACGGAGUAAGUGUGAUUCACACCCAAGCACACACCAGUGGUUUGCAGCAGGUUCCCCAGUUGGUGCCCGUUAGUCCUGGUGGUGGAGGCAAAGCUGUGCCUCCGAGCAAACAGGGAAAGAAAAAUUCCUUUGUGGAUAGAAACAGUGAUGAGUAUCGUCAGCGCAGAGAGCGAAACAACAUGGCAGUAAAAAAGAGCCGGUUAAAAAGCAAGCAGAAAGCACAAGACACGCUGCAAAGGGUCAACCAGCUCAAAGAAGAAAAUGAACGUUUAGAGGCAAAAAUUAAGCUCUUGACUAAGGAGCUGAGCGUACUGAAAGACUUGUUCCUUGAGCACGCGCACAAUCUUGCAGACAAUGUGCAACCUGUUGGCACUGAAACCACCACCACAAAUCCAGAAAACAAUGGACAGUAGACACUGUUGCAACCUUACGAAGUGAACUCUCAAGGUGCAGCUUGUCUGCAACGUCCAUGCAGUCACCAGGCAAAAACUCUGUUCUUUUAACCAUCAUUUUGUGGAGAUUUUUCUUUUUAGGUUUAACACUGAAGAUUUGAUACAAUUAAACCAGAAACUGCUUAGGGUAUUUGUUUUAAAUAUUUUUCUCCUCUAAAAGAUUUAUCUAAUAAAUGCAGACCUAAAUUCAUAGUCAACAAGGAACUUAGUAUUAGGGAAAUAGCAUUUUCACAGAAAUGUUCACUUACCUUCUUAUAGUUUGCAUAAUGGGAGGAAUCCAGCAGGAUGGUUCACUGUAGUAUCAGAAACUCAUAAUUGGAUAAAGUGUCUUUUAAAUAUCUUUUAGUGUAUUUAAGCCCUUUGUUUUCUCCAUUACAUACUACAAAACUGCAAAGGCCGUGGAGGCUGUUUGCUUUCCUGUUUGGUGGACUACUUUAAAUCUGUAGAGCAAGUCCUAUAAAGCACCACUUAGGUAUUUCCUGUCCAGUUAUAGUUAAUGGGGAGGGUGUAGUAAUAGUGAGCUGAGAUGCUUACUGAUAUUUUCCAGAAAAAUAGCAAUAUACUACGAAGAUAUAUACAGGCAGUUGGCUUCCACAAAGCAAAUGAGUCUGAAGCAUCAUGUACAAGAGGUAAAGCAGCACAUCAUUGACAAAGCCUUUUAAGCCUGUGUUCACGUUGCUCACCUAGUGACUGGGGCCUUAUGAGAACAAGAUUUUGGUUUUCAGAAAAUGUCAAAAUGCUACCAAAAAACCUGUGCUCUGCAAAAUUGCAUUCUUGCUGGGGUGCAGGUACCAGGGAGAACAAAAUGUGCAGCUUGACUAAGCAAUGAAAGGGGUAAGACAGCAUCUGUUCAGCCAGAAUGUAUGGAUCACUGCUUGUUGACAUUCAUCUCCAUUUUCAUGGCUGUUCAGAUUUGCAACCAAGAUCUUACAGAAAUUCACAGUGAUUUUAAAAAUAAAUGGCCCUAGUUUGAAUAACUGAUUCAGUUGAAUUUCUAUAGCCAUCAUACAGUUGCGUGAAGGAGUAUCUUUGGUCUUGUUUUAUUUUCAUGAAAGUUCUUCUAUAUCAACUUUUUACAUGCUAGUGCUAAGUCUUUGCCAUGAUCCAUAAUGCAGUGGUAUGUACUAUACUGAGGAUUUAAACAAAAGUAAAGCAGGAACUUUGAUGUAACCUUAAUUUAUUUUCAUUUUUAAAUAUUUCAUUGAUGGUAUGGUUGUUUUACAUUUAACCUGUGUGUCUGGCUAGUGGAUUAUUACACAGUCUUAAUUGCCCUUCUACACUACCUUUUUCCAUAGAUUAUUUUGUAGGAUGCUUGUUUGCCUUGUAUCUGUACUUAGGAAGAGAACUCGGAUAUUAUCUCUAUGAAGAUGCUGUUAGAAAAUGAAAUCUUGAAAAGUUCUUUUUGAAUUUAAACUUUUAAUACAUGCGGAAAACUUUUAUGGAUUGUUUUGGAUUAUGGUAGUCUUUUUACAAAGAUAUGUUUUUUGGUUCUAGCUGCAGCUUAAGUAGGUAGGGUUGAAAUAUCAGAAGCUAAUAAAAACGUUUUGCUUCUA